AUAGAAAUUAUUUUCAGUCAGUAAAAACAUAUACUGAACAAUACCCAGAUCGGUACCAUCCACCACACCCGUUGUUUAUCAAAAUAGAAAAAUUAUUAUUUAACCAUGGAGCAUUUUCUGUAAAAGUAGUUCAUAACCAACAAAUUAGACAAGAUAAUAUUAAUGACGAUGUGGAACUUCAAAUUUUAGCAUACAUUUGAUUGAAUCCACGAUCUUCGGUUAGACAUUUUGAUAAAGAAACUGGAAUAUCGUUCGGCCUUGUACAUAAAAUUAAAAAGAAAAAAACCAAUACGCAUCCUUACAAACUUGAAUUAGUUCAACAUUUACGGCCUGCAGAUCCAAAAUGAAGGCUAAAUUUCAUUGCUUGUAUACUCAUUUAAAUCGAUACACAAUCAUUAUUUUUUAAAUCAGAUAUUAUAGACUAAUGAAUCUAAAUGCACGAACAAUGGAGUUAUUCAUAAGCAAAACAAUCGUUUACUGUCAAUGCCCAUCGGGCAGUGGAUAACCAUUACCAAACUGCGUGGGGUACAAAUGUUUGGUGUGAACUUAUUGAUGGCAAAUUAUUCGGUCCGCGUUUCUACGAAGAAAAACUUAUACGCAAGACGAUAUUUAGCAUUUCCAACGAACGUUUUACCAUAGAUGUUAGAAAACGCACCGUUAGCUACACGUCGACCUUCCGUUUCCAGCACGACGGAGCUGCUGCUCAUAAUGCUCCAUACCGUUCGAGAUCAUUUGAAUCGGGUGUUUAAAUUCGGCAUAAAAAUGUCGGAUGAUUUCGAAAUUACCGCGCGCAGUAGUCUCGGAAUUCUCCGCACCGUCCCGCGAUCGUACCUGACGACCAUUAUUUUCGCAUCACGAACGCGCGUGUACAUAACAACUCGCAUUAGGCGUGCACGUAAUAACACUCGCACCGCGGUACGUUAAUAUUCGUCCAAGUUUUCGUCUCGCGAUCGCCCGACACUGUCACCCGGCAGCGCAAACGUAAACCGAUCGCGUGUUGACCAACCCCGUGCGCGAACAGCGACGAUAUGAGGGCGCGCGAUCGCAACGAUGGACCGCCGACGCGCCUCCGGGACCUGAUACCGGGUAGCCGGUUGGCGACCAUGCUAGGCGAUCUCCGAGUUCCCGUGUCGGCUGUGUGCGACGGCGACGACACGUACGAGGUGAACGCAACGGUGUUGGGAACGGACCGCGCGGGCCGGUUCGACGCGACCGAGUCGCUGGAGCCGUGGAUGUUACCGGAAACGGAGCUCGAGUUUCUCAGAUGCGUCGCGGGACGUGAUGAUGCCAAUUACGUUGAAGAUUUUAUUUCAAAUGCAGAGAAAAAUCAUUGGUUUGGCGAAAAGUGUUUAUUUUUGGAUUUAAAUUCAGGCAAAACAAUAUUAAACAGACGAACUAAAUUGGUGUUACACUGCAAUCCCAAACCACAGGAAAAAACUUUAAAUCACCGUGUUUUGAAUGCAUCUAAACCGUUAAAGAGAACGAAUUAUGUGUUGGAAGAACAAACAAAACCGUAUAACGUCUAUCUUAAUGCAAACAAUGUACCAACAUAUUCAGAAACUCCGGCCGAUCAACGACGCAACGAAAACCGGCCGGCACCUGCAAUGCAUCCGCGACAUCAGCAGCAGCAAAGCGGUAUUUUCAUCCCUGCGGUGCGCAGACCAGUGUUGGUGUACCGUCCCGUGGCCGUCGUGCCUUGCCUACCACCCGGUUUCGUGUGCCAGCAAAACGUGUGGACGGGCAACUUUUACCGACCGUUCCCGGUCCAGCGAUUCCCGCAACCGCUGUCACUGCCGCCGCCACCGAUGUACUUCACCUGGGGCCCGAUCAACAAUACCCAAGCACCGCCGUCAGUCGUCACCGCCCAACAAGAUUAUAUUUGCAGUCACAAAAUCACUUAUUCACACACAGAUAAUCAACAAAAACCAUAUGAGAAGAACGAAUUUGUUGACGAUGAAUGUAUUAACAAAAUUGUUUCAACCAUAGAAACAAAGGAUAAAAAUGCACUUAGAAGUUUUUUGUUACUAUUAAAAAGUGUUUACCCGAAAAAGCUUGAAGAAUUCGAUAAAAUUAUGACUUUGAUGGAUUACAUAAAUUCACAAUUACCUAUGUAGUCGGAGUAAAUAUUGUAACAUCACUUAUGAAAAAUACAAGUAUACGUUUUAUGGAGAUCAUCCUUCAACAUUUUGUAUAAUAUUAUUUUACGAACGCAUGAACGAUCACGAUAUUGACUUGUUAUAGAACCAAAAAUGUCAUUACACGAAUAUUUGUAUUGUAUUAAUUUAGAAAAGAAGCUUUUAUUUAUGUUAUAA
Molecule: messenger RNA, 2312 nt
Organism: Sipha flava (yellow sugarcane aphid)
Lineage: Eukaryota; Metazoa; Arthropoda; Insecta; Hemiptera; Aphididae
Exons: 6
Coding region: 1029-2114 (361 amino acids)
Source: RefSeq, a predicted model, not a curated record